Messenger RNA from Octopus bimaculoides (California two-spot octopus), 1544 nucleotides. RefSeq names its product chemotactile receptor for terpenes 1 pseudogene. The record is from RefSeq and is a predicted model, not a curated record. Lineage: Eukaryota; Metazoa; Mollusca; Cephalopoda; Octopoda; Octopodidae.
AAGAAGUGUAACGAUUUAUAUACAUACUUUAACAAAUUUAUAUUCAUGAUGAAAAAUUAAGCAUAAACACUGAUCCGGACAUAGAUUGCCAUAUCAAAAAGCGUCUAAAUGUUUUUGUUAAUACUAUAUCAAAUGUUGGUACUGACUCCAAAUAUAUUGAUAACAAAUUCUAACCCUACGGAGGAUGAUGAAAGAUUACUACACAUCAAAAUAUUAUCCAAUUAUAACAAAUAUAUAAGACCGGUUAUUGAUUUGGAAACACCGGUCGAUAUAUAUGCUACCAUAAUGCUUCACACAUUCAAUGAUUUGGACUUAGUGAAUAACGUACUGAGGGCUCAGUACUACAUUGGACUACAAUGGACUGAUGAAAAGUUACGGUGGGACCCCUCGGAUUAUAAUAACAUUACAAAUAUUCAUCUAGUAAAAGAAAAUGCUUGGAAACCACCUAUUGUAUUAUGCAAUUCAAUGGAAAACUCAGAAGAUAAAGAUGACUUCCCUGAACUGUGGAUUUUUAGUAAUGGACAUGUGGUUAUGUAUUCUUUUAGAUUACUAAAUACAUAUUGUGAAGUCAACGCAUAUACUUAUCCAUUUGAUAAGCAUAUGUGCGAAAUUUACAUGUGUGUUGCUUUGCAUAGCGUACAGCACACAAGAAUAAAAACUCUGGAUUACCAUGAGUUAAAUUUUAUACAAAACUAUAAGUGGGAUAUCACGCUUGAAGGUACGGUAAAUGCCACGAACGAUAAAUUUAACUACGCAUUUGCGCCGAUGUAUAUACGACGUAGAAUUACCAUAGAAGUCAUAGCUAUGCUGAUUCCGUCAGUAAUGAUGACUGUUUUAACUAUUUUCGUUUUCCUUCUACCUCCUGAAUCUGGAAAGAAAGUUUUUCUUGCGAUGACGACAUUUUUAUCAAACGUGUUGUAUCUUGUUCAAAUAGAGAAGACGACACCAAAAAAUUCAAAAUAUCCUUGCCUUCUUAUCUUAUAUUUAAUGCUAUUGUCGAUGUUGAGUGGAUUCACUGCAAUUGGUUCGGUAAUUAUAAGCAGAUUGUAUGUAAUUCAAACUUCUGAUGGAGAGAAAUCAAAUUCACCAAAUCAAAAUAGAAAGAAAUCCCAUGCUAACCAAAUUGCUGACGUUUCAAUAAUUGCCUCGGCACAAUCGAAUACAUUUAAUCCAGAAGAAAGGCCAAGAGCAAAAUGGUUUUGCAUAUCCGACUACACUCGAUGUGAUGACAUAUUUCUAAGAAUUAGCAUUGUGAUAUCGGUAAUAAUUUCAUUAAUAUUUACAUGUCUACUGUUUACUCAUGAUGACUAAAAGAAAAGAAUAACGAAGGUGUAUCAGAAUACAGCAUGAUAUACAUAUUAAUAUCAUGUAUGGGCUUAGAUGAAAAAAUAUCAGCCAUAUAUAUGGAGUGUUGUUUAUCAAGUAUUGUACUACUACUUCUGCCAUUCUACUAGCACUAAAAUACUGCAAAUUAUUUACAGAUAUGUGAAUAUGACCAUACACACAAGAACACAAAUUGGGUGAUUAUUCUAUAUCUUGAAAUA